Molecule: messenger RNA, 2476 nt
Organism: Sitophilus oryzae (rice weevil)
Lineage: Eukaryota; Metazoa; Arthropoda; Insecta; Coleoptera; Curculionidae
Gene: Pat1
Product: amyloid protein-binding protein 2
Exons: 6
Coding region: 120-1988 (622 amino acids)
Biological process (GO): intracellular protein transport
Molecular function (GO): protein binding
Source: RefSeq, a predicted model, not a curated record
ACGUGGUACGAUUGUCUUUGUUGAUAUUUUGAUUUAAGUCAGCUGACGAGGUGAUUUUAAAAUGUGACAAAAUUAAAUAACAACUAGUUACAAUAUUUAAUUAAAUAGUUUAGUAAAAUAUGGACGAAAUACGGUAUGGUCCUCCGUUAAAACUAUACGAUUUAUGUAUAAACGCCGCGAUUGUGGAUUCGACGCCAGCAUGUAUUUUGUGGAGCAAGGAUUUUAGACUACUGCCAUCCACAACUCUCUUGGAUUUUUAUGAAAGGCUAUUCCAAGAAAGAAGGUUAUGUGUUCUAACGAUAGAAUUUAAAGAAUUAGACGUAUUCUCUCGAUUACUGCACGUUAAAGGCAAAAGAUCAUUCCUUUUAAGAUGCUACCAAACAAUAUUAAAUCACGGCUCAAAUAUUUCCACAACUUUAGUAAAUACCUUUACGCAAUACAUCAAGUUACAAAGCAGACCCGACAAAAUCCUCAUCGAUAUGGGAUUGAGAAUAGGUAGUUUCCUAUGCGACGGUGGAUGGUUUGUUUACAGUCUUAUAUUUCUAACUCUCACUGCCACUUUAAUUUUAAAACUAGAGGAAUCUAAGGAGAUGCUUAAGAAUCUUUUAGAAUGUUAUAAGUUGAAAAUCUAUGCAGAAUCCCUUUACUGUAAGUUCAAUACAGCCAAGUCGACGAUGAAAGCUGCCCAGGAUGUUGUGAAAAAGCUGGAGGACUUGGAAUCGGUUCCUAAUUUAGCAGUGCUCUAUUCGAAUUUUUCUGCGUUCUAUUUUCUUUGCAGCGAAUAUGAUGAGUCAUACAAAUGGGCACAAAAAUCUGUAUCAUUGUUAACAAACGAUCUCCCGAAAAGGGAUGUCAUCGAAGUAUUGAGACAAGCCUCGAAAUCGUGCGUGGUGAAAAGAGAAUUUCUUCAAAGCGGUCUGCUCAUUCGUCAGGCCAUGAACCUAGGCGAAAUUCUGCACGGCAAGGACCAGUUGCCUACCUUCUCUAACGUGCUGGCCGACUACGGAUUUUAUCUGCUGUAUUCGGACGCAAUGGCGGAAAGUAUGCAGGCGUACGAAAGAGCUUUGAAUUAUCGCUUGCAUAUUUUCGAGAGGAACAAUAUUUAUAUUGCGCUAGCCCACGAGGAUUUCGCCUACGUCCUCUACGUUACCGAAUAUAGUUCUGGACGGUUUAAAACUGCCGAGGAACACGCAGAAACAUCUAUAUCCAUGAUGGAAAAACUCCUUCCCAAAGACCACUUAAUGUUGGCCUCGGCCAAGCGUGUUAAAGCCCUGAUUCUAGAGGAAAUAGCCUUAGACGAAAGAACCGACGAGUUGAAGAAAGGUCUCCUUGAAGCCGCCGAAAUGCUCCACAUCGCAGCCUUGAAACUUAGUAGAGAUAAUUUCGGAGAAAAGAACGUCCAAACAGCCAAACACUACGGGAAUUUAGGAAGGUUAUACCAAAGCAUGAGACAGUACGAUGAGGCCGAAAAAAUGCACCUUCGAGCUAUUAAGAUUAAGGAAGAACUCCUCGGUCCUGACGAUUACGAAGUGGGGUUAAGUAUAGGACAUUUGGCAUCGUUGUACAACUACCACAUGAAGGAAUACAAGGAAGCGGAGACACUGUACUUGAGAUCGAUAGAUAUCAACGUAAAACUGUUCGGCACGGCGUAUUCAGGGUUAGAAUACGAUUACAGAGGCUUAUCGCACGUUUACAACAAGCUGUCAGACCAUCAAAAGUCAAUAGAAUACAACAGGAAGAUGAGAGAAUGGAAAAAUCUUAGAGAGAAAGUCUCCACUGUGAAAUACAAAGAACCUCUGUUAUCUCCUGAAGAAAUAUCCACUAAAUUCUUUGCUUUUGCUCGAAACGGAAACAAGAAUUUUGACAAGAACGACAGAUAUGUCAGUAAUAGUGAAACGGAUAAAAACAGUCAGACUAUAUCGCAGAAAACUAUGGAAAGUUUGAGUGAUCUAACAAAAAAUAGUCAAGUAAAAAGUGGAAGUGAAUAAUAAUAAGAAAUACGUAAAAAAUGCUUUGAUUUACAACAGGCUGUCCAAUAAUUUUAAGGUUAAAAAAAAUGAUUUUAAAAAUAAUAAACAUUUCAGGCUCUUUUUAUAACUGAUAACUAAAUGCGGUCGCUCAAUUUCAGUGUUGAUAAUUUUUAACGCCUUAUUUGUAUUAAUACGGUUUUUCCUUAAAUCUACUGAAGAAACCGGAAAGCUGACAACGCUGCGACGUUCGUUUAUUCCAGUUGAGCUCUGCUGUCAAACGUUCAUUGCCUUCUCGAUUUAAAAAUAAAUAAUCUUUUGAUCAGUUUAUGUGCUAUUUAUAAAUCUAUUUAUUUUUAAUAUAUUAAUGUCUUUGAUGUAUUCAAAAAUUAACUUUUUUUUAAAUAUUUGUAAUUAGUAUUUUAAUUAUGUCAACAAAGAAUUUAGGUGCUUUUAGAUAAUGUCUUGAAAUGUAAUUAAUUAAUUGUAAAUAAAUCAACUUAUUUGUA